Ricinus communis (castor bean) is the source of this 1137-nucleotide messenger RNA. Its product is annotated as ER lumen protein-retaining receptor. Gene Ontology annotation, biological process: endoplasmic reticulum to Golgi vesicle-mediated transport; protein retention in ER lumen. Gene Ontology annotation, molecular function: ER lumen protein retrieval receptor activity. The transcript is spliced from 6 exons. The record is from RefSeq and is a predicted model, not a curated record. The coding region runs from base 237 to 884 and encodes 215 amino acids. Gene Ontology annotation, cellular component: membrane; cis-Golgi network; endoplasmic reticulum. NCBI's taxonomy places the organism in Eukaryota, Viridiplantae, Streptophyta, Magnoliopsida, Malpighiales, Euphorbiaceae.
AAUAAAUUCCGGUAGCCGUUAACUUUCCUUUUUAUUUCUCUCAUAUAUUCCCGGCGAAGACAAAAGAAAGCCUGAAAUUUAUUUUUUAAAAAUUAUUGGGUCAAUUGGAGAUCUGGGGAAAUUGAACCAGAUCCUUUUGGCAAAACAGUUUCCGGUUGAUCCAAGUACCAAACCAAAAACCCUUUUUACAUAACAUAAGCUUCUAUUCUGUAAAUAUAUACAGAAGAAGGAAGAGGAUGAAUAUAUUCAGGUUAGCUGGGGACAUGACCCAUUUGGCUAGUGUUCUUGUUUUGCUUCUGAAGAUCCAUACCAUCAAAUCUUGUGCUGGUGUUUCUUUAAAGACUCAGGAACUGUACGCCCUCGUAUUUGCAACUCGCUACUUGGAUAUAUUCACCAGUUUCAUAUCAUUUUAUAAUACUAUGAUGAAGUUGAUAUUCCUUGGAAGCUCUUUAUCUAUUGUUUGGUACAUACGAAGGCACAAGCUGGUUCGUAGAUCUUAUGAUAAGGAGCAAGACACAUUUCGCCAUUUUUUUCUUGUGGCGCCCUGCCUAAUUUUUGCCCUUCUUAUACAUGAAAGGUUUACCUUCAAAGAGGUAAUGUGGACAUUCUCCUUGUAUCUGGAAGCUGUUGCUAUACUUCCUCAGCUUGUAUUGUUGCAGAGAACAAGAAAUAUCGACAACUUGACUGGACAAUAUGUCUUUCUCCUGGGGGCAUAUAGAGCAUUGUACAUAUUAAAUUGGGUAUAUCGCUACUUUACGGAGCCACACUAUGUGCAUUGGAUAACAUGGAUAUCAGGACUCGUUCAGACUUUGCUGUAUGCUGAUUUCUUCUACUAUUACUUCCAAAGCUGGAAGAACAAUGUAAAGCUCCACUUACCGGCUUGAGUCUGGAAGUUAGGCGAAUCCGUGCGUUUCUGGGUUUGCUUUGAUAUGAUUAGUUAAGCUACAAAAGUUUUUCCAUUUUCUCAAGUGGGGUUUCCAACCCAAAUACAGCAUACAUGUAAGCAAUCUGAUGAAUUUAAACCAAUUUGAUUAAAACUGUUGCCUUCAGAAAUUGCAGUGUGUAUUAAUAGAAUGAAAUUAGUGUGAGAAGUACACCCAAUGAUAUCAAUCUAUUAAAAAUAUUUUUGUGUUCUAA